AUGGCGUAUGUGUUAUAUGGUAAGUUUAUUCAUGAGUUCAGUGCAUAUGUGAUACUUGGCAUGAUAUGUUUCAGCUGCAGCCCAAACUCCCCGGUUCUGCAGUUUUAUGACAGUGAUAGGCGGUUCCCUGCAUGGGGUUUUGGCGCAAAGAUACCACAAGGAUUUAUAUCUCACUGCUUCAACUUGAAUGCAACUACCAAUGACUGUGAGGUAGUUGGAGUUGACGGCAUCAUGUCUGCCUACUCCUCUACUCUUUACAGUGUUGCUCUUGCUGGGCCAACCUUGUUUGGGCCCGUGGUCACCAAAGCUGCAGAAAUUGCCAACCAUGCUGUGCAGUAUUCAAACAACAAAUAUUUUGUCUUGCUCAUUAUCACGGAUGGUGUUAUUACUGACGUGCAAGAAACAAAAGAUGCUAUCGUAAGGGCGUCAGACUUGCUGUUGUCCAUUCUCAUCGUGGGGGUUGGAGCUGCUGAUUUCACACAAAUGAGGGUAGUUGGAGUUGAUGGCAUCAUGUCUGCCUACUCCUCUACUCUUUACAGUGUUGCUCUUGCUGGGCCAACCUUGUUUGGGCCCGUGGUCACCAAAGCUGCAGAAAUUGCCAACCAUGCUGUGCAGUAUUCAAACAACAAAUAUUUUGUCUUGCUCAUUAUCACGGAUGGUGUUAUUACUGACGUGCAAGAAACAAAAGAUGCUAUCGUAAGGGCGUCAGACUUGCCGUUGUCCAUUCUCAUCGUGGGGGUUGGAGCUGCUGAUUUCACACAAAUGAGGAUCCUAGAUGCCGACUUUGGUAAGCGGCUGGAGAGCUCGACCGGAAGGAUUGCCACACGCGACAUCGUCCAGUUUGUGCCCGUGCAAGAAGUCGAAGGUCAGCAUUUGCACCUGUAG
Messenger RNA from Lolium rigidum, 885 nucleotides. RefSeq names its product protein BONZAI 1-like. Gene Ontology annotation, cellular component: plasma membrane. NCBI's taxonomy places the organism in Eukaryota, Viridiplantae, Streptophyta, Magnoliopsida, Poales, Poaceae. The coding region runs from base 1 to 885 and encodes 294 amino acids. Gene Ontology annotation, molecular function: calcium-dependent phospholipid binding. The record is from RefSeq and is a predicted model, not a curated record. The transcript has 7 exons. Gene Ontology annotation, biological process: cellular response to calcium ion.